This is a messenger RNA of Ailuropoda melanoleuca (giant panda), 556 nucleotides long. It is a transcript of the gene INS, whose product is annotated as insulin. Lineage: Eukaryota; Metazoa; Chordata; Mammalia; Carnivora; Ursidae. Gene Ontology annotation, molecular function: hormone activity. Gene Ontology annotation, biological process: glucose homeostasis; positive regulation of protein secretion. Gene Ontology annotation, cellular component: extracellular region. The record is from RefSeq and is a predicted model, not a curated record. Bases 30 to 476 code for a protein of 148 amino acids. The transcript is spliced from 3 exons.
GCCAUCUGCCACCCCCACUGGGGGCCCUAAUGGGCCAGGCAGUGGGGUUGGGAGCUAUAAAGCCAGGAGGGCCCCGCAGCCCUCAGCCCCCUGGGACCAGCUGCACCCUGACACGGACGGCUAGCAGGUCCCCGUCCCCCGCCAUGGCCCUCUGGACGCGCCUCCUGCCCCUGCUGGCUUUGCUGGCCGUCUGGGCGCCUGUCCCUGCCAGAACCUUCGUGAACCAGCACCUGUGCGGCUCCCACCUGGUGGAGGCGCUCUACCUGGUGUGCGGGGAGCGUGGCUUUUUCUACACGCCCAAGGCCCGCCGGGAGGUGGAGGACCUGCCGGCAGCAGGGGACGCAGAGCUGGACAGGGUGCCUGGCGCAGACCCACAGCCCCGGGCCCUGGCGGGGGCGCUGCAAAGACGGGGCAUCGUGGAGCAGUGCUGCACCAGCAUCUGCUCACUCUACCAGCUGGAGAAUUACUGCAACUAGGCUGCCUCCCCCAGGCACUGGCGGCCCUGUGCCUUCUGCGCCCUGCGCCCCAAGUGAUUCAAUAAACCCUCUGCACGAGC